CCUGAGUUCUCUUUCCUAGAAUCCCUAAAUUCUGCUGACGCUGUGGUUGGACUCUCAGGAGAGCCUCUCUGGUUACGGCCCCCCAGAACACAGACAAACGCAAGCUCUGCUCGCUGGAAGGUGCAGCUGCUCUCAAAGACAGAUUUUAAUGUGAUACUGUCUUGGAAUAAUCGUUCAAACAGUUUAGAUUGGACUUCAAAUAAUUCCACGAAGAGAUUCAAUUUUACGACUGAGGACUUGACUCUGAUCAUCAAGGCAGCUCAGCAGCAGGACAGCGGUCUCUACGUCCUGGAGAUCACCGUUAGUUCUGGGAAAGUUUGGACAAGCCAGUUUCAAGUCUCUGUAUUUGAUCAUGUUGAGAAGCCCUAUCUGCAGGGGAACUUGACGGCCCUGGAGAGAGGGAUGUGCCAAGCAGUUCUGAACUGCUCAGUCUCCAGUGGUGGCAAUGUGAGCUACGCUUGGUACAGAGGGAGUGAGCUGAUCCCCACAUCAAGGAAUGUCACCUACCUGGAGGAGGAGACUGAUGUCAAUGGCUCACAUGUAUAUACGUGCAAUGUCAGCAAUCCUAUCAGCUGGGCACAUGACACCCUCAACUUCACCCGGGGCUGUUCGAGUGCCCAUCAGAAAUUCGUCUUUCUGCCCUAUUUGGUGAUCACCAUGAUUCUGCUAAUCACACUUUUCCUUGGCACCCUCACCUGCUUCUGUGUGCGGAAGAGGAAGAGGAAGCAGUCACAUACCAGCUCAGGGGAAUACUUGACAAUUUAUGAAGAUGUCAACAACCUGCAAAUCAGGAGAAAUCAAGAACAGUGGCAGAAUCCCCCUGGAAAAGGAAGCACCAUCUACUCCAUGAUCCAGUCCCGGUCUCUGUAGUCUUCUGCUUCCACAUCACAAGAAACUGCAAAUACAUUAUAUGCAUUAAUACAGCCUUCCCAGAAGUCUGGAUCCAAGAAGAGGAACCACAGCCCUCCCUUCAGUAGCACUAUCUACGAAGAGGUUGGAAAGAGACAACUCAAAGCCCAGAACCCUGCUCGAUUGAGCCGCAAGGAGCUGGAGAAUUUUGUAUAUAUUCCUAGUUGACACAGCUGCUCUCAUCUCUCUUACAUCCCAGCAUCUGCUUUGGGAAUCAGCACAAUGGAUGAUACCACAUGAGUGUCUGCAGAACAGUUUCUAGUUUGGAGAGGAGAUGAGAGUUUGUUCAUGGUCUAUAUAUAUAUAUAUUUUAAAUGAUUUCUAACAGCCAUUAUAAGGGCAAGGCUGUUAAAUAAUCUCUCUCAAUUUACAGACUGGACAAGAAUGGAUGGUGAGGUUAGGUAGUUCACAAAAGACCACACAGCAAGUCCAAGUACAGGUAGUCUUUCAAGUGCUAUGUAAACGUAGG
This is a messenger RNA of Ceratotherium simum simum (southern white rhinoceros), 1378 nucleotides long. The record is from RefSeq and is a predicted model, not a curated record. Lineage: Eukaryota; Metazoa; Chordata; Mammalia; Perissodactyla; Rhinocerotidae.